Messenger RNA from Silurus meridionalis, 1955 nucleotides. It is a transcript of the gene sdr42e1, whose product is annotated as short chain dehydrogenase/reductase family 42E, member 1. Gene Ontology annotation, molecular function: 3-beta-hydroxy-Delta5-steroid dehydrogenase (NAD+) activity. Gene Ontology annotation, biological process: steroid biosynthetic process. NCBI's taxonomy places the organism in Eukaryota, Metazoa, Chordata, Actinopteri, Siluriformes, Siluridae. The record is from RefSeq and is a predicted model, not a curated record.
CACGUGACACGGGGCCAAUCAGAAAGAAGCAUUUAUUUCCGCCUAUAGUGCUGUUCUAGGACUCAAACGCGGAAGUAGCUGCUGGAGAAGCUGCGCUCAUCACUGUAAUUAAGAUGCAGGCCGGAACAUACGUCAUUACUGGGGGCGGAGGAUAUUUUGGCUUCCGUCUUGCUUGCGCCCUCAGCAAGAAGUCCUUGAGAGUUGUCCUGUUUGAUGUGAAGCCACCUAGUGAAGCAUUGCCCGAGGGCGUGGAGUUCGUCCAGGGUGACGUUCGGGAUUUCACCCAGGUGGCGAACGCGUCGCGAGGUGCAGACUGCGUUUUCCACGUCGCAUCGUACGGGAUGUCGGGACGAGAACAACUCAACAGGAAGCUGAUCGAAGAGGUUAAUGUUCAAGGGACGAAAAAUGUCAUUCAGGCAUGUGUGGAUCUCGGGGUUCCUCGACUGGUGUACACUAGCACCUUUAACGUGGUCUUUGGGGGCCAGGUCAUAAAGAAGGGUGAUGAAACUCUUCCUUAUCUGCCUUUACACCUUCAUCCGGACCACUACUCCAGGACCAAGUCGGUAGCUGAAACAUUGGUGUUAAAGGCUAAUGGGUCUUCUCUAGCAGGUGAAGGUGGAGUCUUGCAUACUUGCGCUCUUCGUCCAGCUGGAAUUUACGGCCCGGGAGAGGAGCGACAUCUUCCAAGGAUUGUGGGAUACAUCGAGCAUGGCCUUUUCAGGUUUGUGUACGGUGAUCCUGAGAGUCUUGUCGAGUUUGUCCAUGUUGAUAACCUAGUCUCUGCACACGAGUUAGCUGCAGAAGCGCUAACAGGUGAACGUCAGCAUCGUGCCACCGGACAGGCUUACUUCAUCUCAGACGGCCGGCCGAUCAACAACUUCGAGUUCUUCAAGCCGUUAGUGGAAGGGCUGGGUUACUCGUUCCCCAAGCUGAGGCUUCCACUCCCUCUCGUUUACUUCUUCGCGUUCCUCACAGAAAUGGUUCACGGUGCGUUCGGACGCAUCUACAACUUCCAACCUCUUCUAACACGUGCUGAAGUUUACAAGACCGGAGUUACGCACUAUUUCAGUAUAGAGAAAGCCAGAGCUGAUCUCCGUUACAACCCCAAGGAAUAUGACCUGGGAGAAGUGGUGGAGUGGUUCAGGAGCAGAGGACGUGGGAAAAACCGGUCACCGCCUGUUAAAAAACUGAUCUUCGAUGUUGUGUUGUUUCUCAUCAUUGUGGCUUUGGUUCUCUUUCUGCCGGUGGUGGGUCAGUAAACUUUCACAGCAAGGUUUGUAGUAAAAUCCAAUUCUAUUGAUUUGUAUUGAAGAAAUUUUAGAGGUACACAAGAAUUUGUAGAAAACUAGUUGUAGAAAACUGCUAGAGGAACCAAAAACUAACAUUUUUAGAACUCGUUCUGGAAAUCGAUAGUGAUGUACAACUUGAAGAUCUUGAAAACAUUAGACAAUCUGUUCACCAAUCAGAACGUUAAAUGGAUUUUACUAACUUCUGAUGACCGAUUAGAAGAAGGUGGUGUCUCAGUGGUUGAGACUUAGGACCUCAUAAUUGGAAGGUUGUGAGUUCAAAUCCCAGCACUACCAAUAGACCACUCCUGGGCCCUUGAGCAAGGCCCUUAAAGUGCUCAGUUUUAUAAAUAAGAAUUGUAUGUCACUCUGGGCUUCAUCCAAAUGCUGUAAAUGUAAUUACAUUUUAAUAAACAUCUAUACCAUAACUUAAUAAAUGGACAAAGGAAUUUGACCAAUUAGAAGUGAGCACUCCUGAAUACUAAUCAGCAUUUUUGGAAAGUGUGUAAUAUCUAUGUUAGAAUAACCAGCAUGUGAAUAUUGUGUGUUUGUAUUUUAAUUUGUAUACAAUUUUAUACUGCAGUAUUUGUUUAACGUUUAUAUUUUAUGACUAGACUGACUCAUGGUAGACUUUUUAUUGUUUCAGUAAUAAAUUGUUUUACCACUUUU